Staurois parvus is the source of this 317-nucleotide messenger RNA. The record is from the annotation of a GenBank genome assembly. Lineage: Eukaryota; Metazoa; Chordata; Amphibia; Anura; Ranidae.
GGGAUCAGGAGCCAGAUAAAGACCAAGACGGCUUCUACCUGUCUGGUGUGCAGCAGAUUGUCAUGCAGAUGCUGAUGGAAAACGUUCAGUUGGCGUCUGCCCUGGGUGAGGGCCUAGAGAGCCGCAUGAGAACAGCUGCACUCUGCGAGAUGGAGAACUGCCUGGUAUGGUUACGGGAGACUCUGGUGAAAUAUGGGAUAGAACAUAUGAAGGAGCGAACCUUCCCGCCACAUUAUAUCCCCUACCUCCUGGCCAUUAUAAACGCAUGCUCUGCUCUCAGGUAUCUGUUUGGAUUGAUUCCCCAAAUGUGUGAUUUC